Dufourea novaeangliae is the source of this 790-nucleotide messenger RNA. RefSeq lists its product as uncharacterized. The transcript is spliced from 3 exons. Lineage: Eukaryota; Metazoa; Arthropoda; Insecta; Hymenoptera; Halictidae. The record is from RefSeq and is a predicted model, not a curated record. The coding region runs from base 296 to 730 and encodes 144 amino acids. Gene Ontology annotation, biological process: cilium organization.
ACCUGGUCAUAUGUAGUGACAAAUGUCAGUAAAUAGAAAGACCAGAAAAUAACCCAACCUGUACCGGCCAAUGGAGAUAUAAAUCAAGCUAAAUCCAGAUACUGCCAGAUACAUAAAUCUACUGACCACGGAUGACUACGAUGUAUAGUAACUUGAAUCCGUGCUACAUAUUGAGUAGUUGAGUAAAGACGAGUAAAGUGAAAGACACUAAGGACGGAUACCAGCCAGUCAUACUUAUGUAAGGAUUGAUAAACCUUGAAUCACUUGAAAAAAGAAAACUGCACAUUAAGAGAAUAUGAAGACAGACAUUACGGAUCCGUGGUCGGGAGUAGACGUAUCAGAAAUCAGCGACAAAAAUUGUAUCAGUCGUUUUGAAGAUUCUUUCGUAGAAUAUCAAUCAGAACACUCGAAACUUGCCGAUUCGGAGGAAUAUUUGGAGAAACUUUAUACCAGGCUUAGAAGCCUUCAAAAAGGAACAUCAAAGAAGGAUCUGGUAGCAUCAUUAGCAGAAGUGAAAGAAGAUUGUAUUGCUCGUUUAAUAACUUCUGGGUGUAAACUUGAAACAGAAGAAGAAACAGAAUUAGCUUCAAAUCCGUUGAUUAGACAUAUAGCACCUCAUUUACAGGCUUUAACUGCUACUGAAUUAGUUUGUCUUUUAAAAGCAGAUGUUCUUCAAGUAGUCACUGAAGCUGAACAAGACAAAGAAAUUAUAGAAAAAUCAACAAAUUAGUAAAUCAAAAUUUGUUGACUAAAUAUUUCAAAUAGUAAUAUAUCAGUUUAAGAAAACAUG